UGUCGCGUGCGAACUAUAUCUGCAACGGGGUCAUUGUAACAAUGGGAGAGCAUGGAUAUGGAGCGUGGCGUGGUAGCUAGCUAACGUUAGCAGGCUAGCUAACAACAAUAGUCAGAUUGCUAUUUGGCGCUCUCAGCGGGCGAACGUUUGAAUUUAAAGGGAAGGAAACUAUAUAAAGUAUUGUUUCUUUCUCCCAUUGAUCAUCAUGUUUGGUUUUCACAAGUCGAAAAUAUAUCGCAGCCAUGAAGGAUGUUGCAUUUGCAAAACCAAGUCCUCCAGUUCACGCUUUACUGACAGCAGCAGAUAUGAAGAAACCUUCAGGCUAUGUUUUGGGUUGUCAGAGGAUCGUGUGGGAGACAUCUGCAAUGCUUGUGUGCUGUUAGUAAAAAGAUGGAAAAAACUGCCAAAGGGCUCUAAGAAGAACUGGAACCAUGUUGUGGAUGCAAGAGCUGGGCCUGGCUUCAAGCUAACCAAACCCAAGAAGAUGAAGAACAACGAUGGGAAGAAGAAAAACAAACUGAAGAGGCUUCACAAAUUCAAAAGACAAAACUCGGAUGCCCACAGCACGACAUCCAGCAUGUCUCCAUCCCAGUCCCCCAGCUACGAGUCAGAUGACGGCUCAGACAUUGAGUCCAAACAGAGGCGCCCCACUCCUUCUGUCUUUUCCUUCCUGGACCGUUCUUACUGGAAAAGACAAAAGGUGUGCUGUGGGAUUGUCUACAAAGGGCGCUUUGGUGAGGUGAUGAUUGACCCACGUCUCUUCAAGCCCUGCUGCAGCUCCAAGAAGCAGGAGACGUUGAUUCCCAUGCAGGACACACACCUUCCCCUUCCCGCCAUUCACCCCCCGCCUCUCCUGCUACCAAAGGCCCUGAAAGAGGACUGGUGAUGGCUCUUGAGCAUCCCCUUGGGGUGUCAAUGGCACCCGACAAGUUGUCUCCAGUGGCAGACUACCCCCAAAACCAUUCCCUAUUAGUUCACUGUGUAUUUAGACGGCCAAAUGAUUUUCCUAUUUUUGCUUUGAUAUGUGUUUUUGUUUUUUAUACAUUCAUUUUCUUAUCUUUUUUAAAGAAAACUAAAAAGAACCAAAAAAAAUGUUUUUAUAAAGGCAUUAGUUGUACUAUUUAUAGGAUGGGGAGGCAGAAUUAUAUUUGGCCUUGAAGGGCACACUAUCCAGGUCUGAUUAAUUUGGUUUACAACAUUUAAAGCUUAUUUUCUGUUUUACGGUUACCAGCGUUUGUGUAUAUAUUAUGUUCCUUUUGCCAGCAUCGUCUUUUUAAAGAAACAUUUUACUGUUGUCUAAUUGGCAAUGAAGUGUUCAUGUGCUGAUAUGCAAGACUCCACCAGCUAGAUUUCUAAAAACUAAAAACAACAGCUUAUUUGCAUUGAUGGAAUGGACACUUUCAAGUGUUUUCUUAUACUUAUGUUCCCCUGACACUCAAGCAGAUUAAUUUGAUUUAUAGCAUCUUAAUAUAUAAAGGGUUAUGGGCUAUGAGAGUAUUUGGGGGGGGGGGUCUUCAGUGAGUUUAUACAUUAUGAUUGGCCUUUUAAAUGUAUACAUGCAUGUAUUGUCUCACUCUCCCACACAUGCAUGGUUUGGCAAGAGCUGAGUAGUAUUGUACAUUGUCAGAUUUGUAAACACUCCGUACCAUGAGCUUAUCCAUUGCUUUUCCAGCAAUUUCAUGCAAGUGAAUCGAGAUAAAUUGAGUUCGACCAAGCAUGCAGAACUCAUCUUUGUCUUGGAAUGAAAACCAGCAAAUAUUUAUUUGUAGUUUGUAGUCUUCCAUGAGCUGAAAAUGCACAUUUUAUAACCAUAUUUUGAAGUGUUUUUGUAUAUACACUUGUGAGUGUUGGCUAUGAGAACUAUUUUAAAUUACAGGAUUGACAACUCAUAUUUUUAAAUCACUAAAUGUGUACAGAUGUGAAAAUAUUUAGAUUGAGGUUUUCUUUUAUGGCAUCACUUGUAACUUAUUCAUUGGCCAAUAAGUGGCUAGCCUACUCCCCAAGUUUGUCACAACAUUUCAGGGGGUUGUGUUUGGUAAGGCACAAUGCAUUUAAGCUUUAGCAACCAAUUAUGAAAAUUAGCAGUGUGGUGUUGGACAACUUCCGGCAGUAACAUAGUUUGUGCCUGCUGAAUAACAACCAUAUCUUUGUCCUAUGAGUUGAAGGCUAAAGCAAUACUUACACUAUUAAUGUUCUGUGUUUGUUGGCAUCUUGAUAUUCUGUUAUUGAACGUGUAUUUUAUAAUUUUUGUUUUGUUCAUCGACAGAAAUCAAAUCAAAGCUGAGACUAUGCAGACAUUUUGAAUGUGAGAAAUUACCUAAAUGUUAAAGGAGCAACGUUUGUAAGUCCAUCUCUGCCUCGUAGCAAAUUGAUUUUUCAGCUUUUCAUUUUUUUAAAGUGAUAUUUCAUAAUUAUUAUGCGGCUUUGCCUCAAGGGACAACAUACAUUUAUGGUUAGUGGUCGAGUCAAACCAAUAAGAUGUGUACCUCUGUUAAAUAAUGAACAGUUUUGCAGUAAGUGGCAUGAAUUAUCAGUUUGUUGUCAGACAUGCAGACAGGUAGCCUGAGUGCCAGUCUGUCUGUUCUGUCAUGCCAACUUCUUGUUACUCUUUUUCAUGCCAAACAUUGUAUGGCUUGACAAUGAUAUCAAUGGUGUUUGCAAGAGCACAAACAGAUCUGGCACCUGGCUAGUAGACAGAGUAUCCUGUUGUGCAACGUUAUUUAUUUGCUGUAACUGAACUUCAUCACACUAGAAUGGUUUGUGUCAGUAUACUGUAUAACCUUGGUUAUCAAAACAGUUACUUUUGUGUGGCAGGUUAGUUGAGUGUUAAAAAUCUUUCUGUGAUUCUUAAAUAAUGUCAUUAAAAGGAGAGCUGCUGCUUACUUUUAUCAAGAUGGAAAUUCUAAACGGUUUUUGUAUAUAGGGAAACGCCUAUUUUAUUGCCGUUUGCGUGGUACAUUUGAUCAUAUGAGGUGUGCCUUAUAAGAAUGAACGUUCCUUUUACAUUAUGAAAUUCAACCUGUAAUGUAAUUUAAUAUGUAUUUAUUUCAAAUCCAUUUGGAAAACUGAUUCUGUUAAUUGAACCGUUAGGACCUUCAAGUCAUUUUCAUUUUGUGCACUUUCGAUUUUGUUAUGUUUUUGUCUAUAUUGUUAUUGUGUAUCUCAAAAACUACGUUAGUUCUGUCUUGUAAUAAAACAUAAAUCCUU
Molecule: messenger RNA, 3207 nt
Organism: Oncorhynchus gorbuscha (pink salmon)
Lineage: Eukaryota; Metazoa; Chordata; Actinopteri; Salmoniformes; Salmonidae
Product: SIN3-HDAC complex-associated factor-like
Exons: 6
Coding region: 206-886 (226 amino acids)
Biological process (GO): negative regulation of cell migration
Source: RefSeq, a predicted model, not a curated record